Messenger RNA from Centruroides sculpturatus (bark scorpion), 596 nucleotides. RefSeq names its product cytochrome P450 3A7-like. The coding region runs from base 24 to 596 and encodes 190 amino acids. The transcript is spliced from 5 exons. Gene Ontology annotation, molecular function: iron ion binding; monooxygenase activity; heme binding. Lineage: Eukaryota; Metazoa; Arthropoda; Arachnida; Scorpiones; Buthidae. The record is from RefSeq and is a predicted model, not a curated record.
UCCCGGAAUUUGAACCAAUUCCAAUGUAUUUAAGACAGUUUAAAGACGCCAUUAAAAACAUGUUAAACCUUCCAGCUGUGAGUGUUGUUUUCGAUACAUGUAAACAAAUAAUCAACUCUCGAAAAAAAUCCGAGUAUCAUCCACCAGAUCUGCUACAGACUAUGAUAGAUGCCGAAGGCGAUUCGGAAUAUGAAGCGAAAAAACUUAGUGUCGACGAAGUUAGUGCUAAUGCCACCAUUUUUAUAGUAGCCAGUUAUGAUAAUACUAGCAAUACAUUAGGAUGGAGUACAUAUUAUCUUGCUCAUCAUCCCGAAGCCCAAGAUAAAGCUUUACAAGAAAUAAAUGAUAACAUUAAAAAUCACGAAGCUAUCCAAUAUACAGAUUUAGUCAAAUUAAAAUACUUGGAUCAAGUCUUAUCGGAAACACUUCGUUUAACACCAUUGCCAAUAGUUGCGAUAAAUAGAAUAUGUAAGGAAGAUUUUCGAUAUAAAGAUGUGACCAUUCCAAAAGGAGCCGUUGUACUUGUUCCUGUGCCUAUCCUUCAAAAAGACUCUAAUUACUGGAAAGAUCCGGAGAAAUUUGAUCCCGAAAGGUGA